AUGGGUUCUAUUUGGAUCGCAGACAUACCUCGCCCGGAGUUGACAGAUGAGAAGAUCGGGCCAUCUAUCACGAAUGUGGAGCAUUUGUCUUCUUAUAAUUGGAUUGAAUCUUCCAGCCCCACUAUUGCUGUCCCCGGCUGCCCGCCUCUUUGGUCUCCACCCCAAACCCCCAGAAGAGUGGCCAAAGACUCUGGGCUCAUUUAUAUUGCUCAAAAUGCGUUUCGCCAUCCUGAAAGUCCGCUCGAACCACUUUUUCGCUCGCUGUAUACUGAAAACCCUUCAUAUAACAUACACCAAGUUGACUUGGUAACUGAUCGAAACAACAUCCGCAAACUUCUGUCGUUCGUGAAUCCAAACGUCUCUAGAAAUGGACUGGAGCCUUUCACCAUUGAAAUUGAGGCCACAAGCAAUACAGUAAUUUUUUGUCGGGCAGAAACCGAAACACAUACAUUUAUCGGGCGACACGACUUCAGAGGCUACGGUCACGAGUUUGAGAAAGCUUUCACAACAAACCAAGUAUCUGGCAGUACUGGACAUCAUCGGAUUAUCUCCUAUAACUUGGGGGAUUUGAAAUUCAUAGUCCGCUACCAGACUGACGCUUACUUUGAAAAUGCUUCAAAACCUCAACCUCAAAGUGUGGGUUCGGAAAAUGACAAUUUUCUGAACAUGAUGGAAAAUCUGUCUCUUUCGCGACCCGAAACUAACUCUCAUCUUGCCACAGAGUCCAAAUUAGUGGUUGAGAAAAAAGGAAAACAGGUCCCAAUUAAUUCAACUCUUGAGAUCAAAACACGCGUGUCCCACAAUCCUCUCAACAUCCAAGACGUUCUUCCACAGCUAUGGGUAUCGCAAACACCUAAUCUUGUCCGUGCCUACCAUAAUGGUGGCACAUUUGGACUGCCGGAAGUUAAGGACGUCACUCGUGAGAUUGCUGAAUGGGAACGAAAUCAUGCUAAUGACCUUUGGAGAUUGGUUAUAUUGGUUAAGGAAAUCAUGAGAGUGGUGAGAGAGAAUGGUGGGAAUACUGUCGUAAAAUAUGACGGUCGAAGUAACAGCCUUGCGGUUUUCAAGAAAGAAGGGAGCAGGAUGUUACCCGAUGAUCUUUAUUUGAAACUCGGCGACGAAACGCGAUCGACUGAAGCGGUUGAAUCAAAAUCUCGCAAAACAACAAUCAAAAUUGGGGAUACUUUCCACAAUGUUGACAUCUCGACGAUACCAUAUUUAUCAGCCUUUGUCAGAUUUCAACAUCUUUCCCAGCCGCAAAAAACUGAUUUCAUUCACGGCGAUAUUGCCUUGUUUGACGUUGCUCUCAAGGGCUUGGAAUCAGGCUAUCGGCAAUAUCCUGCCAAGGUUUACAACGCCGUGCUAUUCGUUGUCUCGCAUCCAGGCACCUUCAAACAGGGCACUAGAGUUGCAGUGCGGUCGGUCUUUGAGGAGCGUUUUGUCGUGUCCAAGAAGCAACGAAGCCAAUUGGAUCGUUGGAAAAAGGGGAAUACUACCUACUCGUCAGACGACGAGAACACAACUGAGUCUGAAUUUGAUGAGCCAUAUCUUUCUGACGAUUCUUAG
Messenger RNA from Penicillium taxi, 1566 nucleotides. RefSeq lists its product as uncharacterized. The record is from RefSeq and is a predicted model, not a curated record. Lineage: Eukaryota; Fungi; Ascomycota; Eurotiomycetes; Eurotiales; Aspergillaceae. The transcript has 2 exons. Bases 1 to 1566 code for a protein of 521 amino acids.